AGCCUGCGCACUGCGCUCCCGCGUCCCCCUUCUGCCCGGCCGGCACUCGCGCGUCCCGGCGCUGAAGAUGGCGGAGGGUGGUGGUGGCAGUGGCGCGGCCCCCCCCUCCAGCUCUUCCUCCUCCUCCUUGAAGGGGCUGCGGGAGCAGAUGGUUGCUGCAGCCCAAGCCAUAGCAGAAGAAAGAAGAAACCAAAGCGGCAUUUGCCCUAUUGCAGUCCAGACCUCAAUAAAUAUAAAGACAGCAACUAAACCAGUGAUAGAUGGUUCUACUCUGAGAACAGAAGAAAGACAAAGACUGGCAAGGGAGCGUAGAGAAGAGCGGGAAAAGCAACAUGCUGCCAAAGAGACGCAAAUCCUUGAAAAGGAGAGAAAAGCAAAACUCCAGUAUGAAAAACAAUUAGAAGAAAGGCAGAGAAGGCUAAAAGAACAGAAGCAGAAAGAGGAACAACGGAGGGCAGCAGUAGAAGAAAAGAGAAAACAAAAAAUAGAGGAGGAAAAGGAGCGAUAUGAAGCAGUUAUGCAUCGCACCUUGGAACGGAGUCAGCGACUGGAAACACGACAGAAGAGAUGGUCAUGGGGAGGGUCGGUAACUCCAGAUUCAGAGAGCAAAACAGAACAACAGACUGCAGAUGAAGGUGGAACUGGUGCCAGCAAGCGGUCCACCUCCACAGCAAACCUCAAACAGACAGAAGCUGUCGUGAAUAAACGGUUGUCAUCAUCUGCAGCGCUUUUAAAUACUUCUGAUCGAAGUACCACAAAGAGAAGUGCCUCAUUAAACAGACUGAAUAACAAAGUUCCUCUACAUUCUCAGCAGUCAGCACUCAAAGGUUCGCAGGUGGAACAGAAAGGAGGAACAGAGAAGAGGAGGAGCACAUCUUUGAAUAGAAUGAGUAGUAAACCCCAAUCCUCUCCAGAACUAGAAAAAGUGAAAAAGGAAGAAAAACCAGCUCGUCGCUCCCAGCUCAGUCCUUUGGACAGUAGCGUAAUCAGUCGCCUCCUCGCCCCCACACAGGCCUCCUUAGCUAGGAGUAAAAGUGCUGCUACAUUAUCGGCUGAUGGACAAGAUCCCUCAGAAUCUCACCUCUGUCCUCGUUCAGCUUCAGCCAGUUCCAUCAAUUCCCCAGUCCCAACUCCUAAAGUGCCCGUGCGCAGUCGUAGCAUCGACAGAUUGAAGUCCUCUGUAUCUUCAUCUGAUGCAAGUUCACCAGAACCAACCCAGAAAUCAGAGACAGAAAAACCAUCCCCAGGUUCUGGUUUAAGACGUCCUCCCUCGCCAUCUGUGUCUGCCCGUAGAAGAUCCCCCUCUCCUGCUAAUUUGGUGAAGCGUCCUCCAUCACCUUCUACAGUUAGACAAAAGACUCGCCCACCUUCACCUAGUGUGUCAAAACAAAGGCCACCAUCUCCUACUCCAGCCUCUAAACCGGCACCCAUACAACGUCCACCCCUCACGCCAGGUGUUAUAAACAUUACCAAAAAGAAGGCUGAAGCAGAGAGCAAACCAAAGGAUAAGAGCACUGAAGGAACAGGACAAGAGCAAGGUGCUUCACCAGCCUUGGACAGGGAUGCGGUAGCAGCUAGCACAAAGACCAAAGAAGAAUCAGGUAGCAAAACAGUAGCAGGGACCACCACAGCUGAAGAAGCUGCUAAAAUCUUGGCAGAGAAACGACGUCUAGCACGGGAACAAAGAGAGCGUGAAGACCAAGAACGAAUUCAGAGACAGGAAGAGGAAAGAAUCAGAGAAGAAGAAAUAGCCAAGAGAGCAACUGAGGAAGAAGCACAACGGGAGGAGGAGCUCCGCAAGCAGGAGGAAGAAAAGAGACUGGCUUAUGAAGAACAACAAAGGCAAGCUGAAGAGGAGAGGAUCCGCCGAGAACAGGAAGAACAGGAAAAACUUGCAGAGCUUCAACACCAGAGAGAAGAAGCUGAAGCAAAAGCUCAAGAAGAGGCUGAAAGACAGCGGCUGGAAAGAGAGAGAAUUAUGCAGCAAAAUUUGCAGGAAAGGCUUGAAAGAAAAAAGAGAAUUGAAGAAAUAAUGAGAAGAACACGAAAAUCAGAUCAAAACGAAUCCAAGUUGCAGAAUGAAGGGAAGUCUGCCUCUGAGGCUAUGGAGGGAGAGGAUAUUGAAGAGGAGGAAGAGUUGGGUCUUGAGAAGGCUGAUCAACCAGGAAAGCUAAAUGGUAUUGACUUAGCCCAGGAAGUCAAGGGGGAGGCAGAGGUUUCUUCAGAGACUGCUCAUAGCUUGAUCUCUACAGAAUCUGAGGAACAAGAUGUGUCAGAAUUGAAGGCCACUGAAGUGUUUAUGAAUGGAGGCAAUUUGAAUGAGGGGUCUCUACUUGUUACUGAAUUAAAGGAUUGCAGCCAUCCUGCAAAAGAAAUGGUUAUCAGUGACUCAGUGAAGUUGGGUGUUAACGAAGCUGAUCGUACAGUUGGACUUACUCAGAAUCUUAAUGGAAAAUCUGGUUCGUGGACUUUUGAGGAGUUUAUUGACGUUGGAGUACAUUCCAAGUCAAGCAAACUGAGCUCAGACAGCAUCUCUGCUGGUAACUGUAAUCAAAACUUGAAUGAUGCUGCUACAAUACCUUCUAGUCCCAAACUGGCUUUUGAAGAAGAUGGUGCAGUGAAUUCAUUGACCAAACCUAUAAAUGCUUCCUCAGGUAAUCCAAGCUGAUUUCCCUAUCUGUCUCUUCCUCUGGCUAGGUAAUUAACUUCCUUGCAUUUUACUCUCCUUGCCUUAACUAAAGCUUCUUAUUUACAAGGCACUUUUUCCAAUGUGUAGACCAGAGGGAAAGCUCGCUCUUUAGUGCUCGUAGCUUGCGUUCUGUCAAAAGGAGUCACCAACUGAUGCCUUUUUAGGGACUUGCUCCUGACAGCAGCUAAGGCCCGACAUUAAGGCUCUUCCAAAGACACAGCUGAGCCCCGUGAAGCUCAUGUACCUCCUACCAGCACUCAAGCCCAUCUGUUGUAUUUUAAGCUGCUUCUACGAUAACUUGAAUGGCACAUGUUACUUUUGAAGAUACUAACAGUUUAAAAGGUGUCUGAUGUAACUAUACAGACAAGAAUUUUCCACUCCUAGGCAUGUUCUGUAACUUUCUGAUGCUGAGCUGCAUGGUCUUACAAGGCCUUUUCAGGCUCUGGCAAGGUAUUAGCUGUCUUCUCUACUUACUGUAGAAUAGUCUUCCACUUCACUGAGGGGGGUGACACCAACCUUAAGUUCCAUACAUGUUUGUGUUACAUUCUGGGAGGAGUAAUAAAGCUGCUCACGUAAUAUUCUGAAUUUUCUGGAAGAAGCAGGGCUGCAUCUGAAGCCACAUGUACUUGAGAAGCCAAACCCUGAUGCAGUACUGCGUAGCCUGUCAGAGAGGCUUCAGCAGGCUAGUUUAUGUAAGGUUACACUUCUCUGGUGUUGGAGCUAAACCCCAAAUGGACCUACUCACAGCAGGAGGUCUCUUUCCAUGAGAUAAAUGACUGUGUGAACAGUUGAAAUGAAUGGUAGUGGAAAAAACAAGACUUGCUAUCCACAUUUUCCUUAAGUGAUGUGUAGCACUUUUUUUGAUUAAAGUGUAGCACUUUUCUAGACUGAACUGUUUCCUGAGUCUCCUCUGUCACACUGCGUCUUGUGAAUUUUAGUCCCGUGGACAUAGUGUUAGCGAGACUUUCCUUGAAGCCAUGACUAACUGGGCCCUGGGAAUAGAUGGAUGUAAUGUGAUACUGCUGAUCACACUUUGUUCUGAUCAAAAUAAUUAACUUUUUAGCGAAGAAAGCAUUGCCUUUUAAUUUUGACCUUGAAAAUGUUUAGAUGUAAUAUGGUUUAAGAAUUAUGUACCUAACUUUGAAAACUAAUAUAAGUAUAGAAAAAAAGCUACUGCGCUGAUUUGGACCGUAAGUAACCAAGUGGUUCUGUGCUCGCUCCCUGGACGUAGACUGACUGUGGUAAUAGACGUAUGUGGCACACACGCAGCUAUGAUGGUUAAAUGUUUUCUUCUCUUUGCUCUCUGGACAGAACUGUGAACACUAGAGACCUGGAAAUAAUCUGAUUGCACUCAAGUAAUCCAGUGCUUUAUCAAGUACCGAAGGCCUUGUUUUGAAAAGCUGCUUGUUUACCCUUGUCCAUCUUCAAGUUUGCAGAAAACAAAAAACAGCAGGGGAGGGAUGACAAACUUCUAGAUUUGCACCUUGAAACAUUUCAGAGAAACUAUUGAGCUGAUGUUCCUUUUCCAUUUGUUUAGCUGAUCAUUAGAUAAGAGUUCCUAGUUUAAAUAUCACUUGUUUCCCUUUUACAGACUUUAACCUGUUUGAGUCUUUUUUUCUCCCCGCCAUCAGUAUCGUGUACAGCAACAUGCCACUGGAGGCUCUCCAGUGAGCUACUGGCCAGAUUUUGCAUAUUCCUAAAAAUGGCACUUGAUGAAAUAAGAGUCAUUCAGUGUGUGUUAAAGGUGAACUCCUUUUGUAAUGUUCUAGAAAAAUGCUGUUACUUGGUGGCUCACAUACUAUUUAAAACCACAAAAUUUAAUAUCUUCAGUUUUGAAUGGAGAAGAAAAAUUUCUUAUUCUCUACUGUGAAAAUAUUGGCAGUUUCAAAACGCAGUAUUGUAGCACAGCUAAUGUUUUUUAAUCUGUUGGAAAACAUAAAAACAUUUUACAUAUGCACUACUAUGUUACAAAAAUGUCAAGUACCUAGAUGUGACUGUCAUAGUGCAGUUUAACAUGUCAUGCUUUUAAAAAUGUUUUCCUUUUGAAUUACAUAUUUAAGUUUAUCUACACUCAUGGAAGUAUUAUUUUAUUGUGUACAUAACAGUAUUAGACCACUGAAAUCAUGUUUUGUUCAUGUUAAUUAUUCUAAGUGUUCCCGUUCUAGCUUUAUAACAGUGGCUGCAAGCUACAUCUUAUUUUUUCCCUUCCCCUAAAGCCUGCAUUAAGUAAUCUAUUUAACCUAAACUUGCCUGCUUUUUACAGCAUGAAGAGAUUAACUAUAAGCAUCUUCUGAAAAUUGCUACUAAAAGUAAUAAUGCAGACUUGUUCUUAUGUCUCCUGUAACAGACAUACUGGGUAAGUGAUGACUGUAAAGAAUAGCUGUCUCAAAUCCUGCUAUGAACCAUUGGCUGAUACUGUAACUCAAAUGAAUCAUCCAAAUGGCAGCUGUGUUUUCAGUGGUUAAAUGCAAAUGGUUUUGCUGGAACUAAAUGUGUUCUUUCCUUGACAUAGCAGUUACAGUAGGAAACCCUGAGCUUUCUUACUCUCACUGUUUGCUAGUCAGAAUACGGUAGAACUGUUUUAGACUUUAGAGCAGUGCCUUAGGUAAAAAGAAAAAUGUAUUUUUGUAUGAUAGUUGUUUCAUUCUGGCAGAGACAAUCAUUCUAACAAAAAAGAUGCUGGUAUUUUUUCUGUGCUGAUAUUAUUUGUUGAAUGGUCUGUUACAGCUCUUUGUAAAUACAUGCGCACUGUUAAAUAAACUUUGCAGUUGAACAAUG
Phalacrocorax carbo (great cormorant) is the source of this 5467-nucleotide messenger RNA. The record is from RefSeq and is a predicted model, not a curated record. NCBI's taxonomy places the organism in Eukaryota, Metazoa, Chordata, Aves, Suliformes, Phalacrocoracidae.